AAGCUCACUUGAUGGCGCUAGCAAGCAAGGCAACAGCAAAAGAAGAGGAGCUCGAAGGGCUAGCGGCGGUUGACUUUGAGGCCGCCUCGCACCGAUCCGCGGAUCGCUCCUCCCCCAAAUCCCAAUCGCGCUCCCUCGCCCGUCGCCCGUCGCCGCGCCUUCCUCUACCCCGUACCACCGCCGAAACCCUAGACCCUCGUCGCAUCCGUCCUCGGCGGCUAGAUCGGCGCACGCAUUCAUCUCCGGCCCGGCUGACGCUUCUUCCCUGGCUCGAUUCGCGACCCAGUUGGGCCGAUUUGGAUCAGCAGCGGCCCGGCCCUCUUCUUAGCCCAAUUCCAACAAACCCCCACUCGCCGCCAGCCUCGUCGGCCGCCAGCGGCGGAGCUCUCCCCCCUCCGGAUACUCUUUCGAGCUUUCUUGGUGAAUACAAUCUUGUUUCUAGUCAUGGCGAAGCAGGCCUACGCGACGAGCAGCCUCGUGAUAGGAUAUGCACUCUGCUCGAGCUUGCUCGCGAUCAUCAACAAGUAUGCCAUCACCAAGUUCAGCUACCCUGGCCUCCUCACUGCCCUGCAGUACUUGACAUCAGUGGCUGGUGUCUGGACCCUCGGAAAGCUCGGACUCCUCUACCAUGAUCCCUUCAACCUCCAGACCGCAAAGAAGUUUGCGCCGGCUGCACUUGUGUUCUACCUUGCCAUCUUCACCAACACCCAUCUCCUGAAGCAUGCCAAUGUGGAUACCUUCAUAGUGUUCAGAUCGUUGACCCCGCUUUUGGUCGCCAUCGCUGAUACUGCCUUCAGGAAGCAGCCAUGUCCUUCCAAGCUCACAUUUGUGUCCCUUGUCACUAUUUUGGGAGGCGCUGUUGGUUACGUGAUGACAGAUUCGGGGUUCAGCCUCACAGCCUACUCAUGGGCAGUCGCUUAUCUGGUGACUAUAACAACUGAGAUGGUGUACAUCAAGCACAUGGUUACAAAGUUGGGCCUGAAUACAUGGGGUUUCGUGCUCUACAACAAUCUUCUCUCGCUGAUAAUUGCUCCUGUAUUUUGGUUUUUGACUGGAGAGCACUUGUCAGUCUUCAGAGCCAUUGAAUCAAGGGGCCAGAGUUGGUUUGAACUUGAUGCCUUUGUGGCAGUUUCCUUGUCCUGUGUGUUUGGGCUGCUCAUUAGCUUCUUUGGUUUCGCAGCAAGGAAAGCAAUCUCCGCCACGGCUUUUACAGUAACAGGUGUUGUCAACAAGUUUCUCACAGUUGCAAUCAAUGUUAUGAUCUGGGAUAAGCAUGCGAGUUCAUUUGGUCUGGUUUGCUUGCUCUUCACUCUGGCUGGCGGGGUACUCUAUCAGCAAUCAGUUACAUUAAAAGGGAAUUCUUCAGUGCAGCGUGAGGCUGUAGCUAAGCAAGGGAAGGCUGAUAAUGAUACAGCUGAGUUAGAUGAGGAGAAGCAAAGCUUGGUAUCAUCUCCAAAGGACUCUAAUGUCUGAAGGCUGAACUACAAUAUUUCCAGCAUAUAUGCAGUUUUGUUCUUUUGUUUGGAUAUGCAUCGGAUGCUUCAAGAUUAUCAUAAUCAUAUCCCAUAGGAAAUUCAAGAGGUAGUAUUGUUGUUGUAGCAUGGUACCUGCACUCACAUUACAGUUACACUUUUACUUCAAAACUUAGAUGUGUUCAUGUUCCCUGUUGUUCUCUAAAUUACUCAUGUGGUUUUUAUAGGAUAACAUGUUUUCUUCAUGAAAGUGUCAUACCUAUUUCUGUUUUUCUAGGUGUUCUAUUGCUUAUGGGAUAGCUUAGUGCUCCCUCAUCAACAUACAGCUGUAAUGGUUAAUCAUUUCCAUCUUAGAAAAAUCUCAAGCUAAUAGAAGAGUGAGUUAGGUACUUAGGUUUAUGGUAUUACUUUGAAAACGCAAACAUGAAUACAACAUUAGCUUGUCAAUGAUAAUGCAAGAAGACACCAUCUCCUUUCUGACAUUGUAUACCUAUUGGAGUGAUGAUGCUUUUCGGACAAUUUUAA
Oryza sativa Japonica Group (Japanese rice) is the source of this 1997-nucleotide messenger RNA. Its product is annotated as GDP-fucose transporter 1. Gene Ontology annotation, molecular function: antiporter activity; GDP-fucose transmembrane transporter activity. The record is from RefSeq and is a predicted model, not a curated record. Lineage: Eukaryota; Viridiplantae; Streptophyta; Magnoliopsida; Poales; Poaceae. Gene Ontology annotation, cellular component: Golgi apparatus.